Messenger RNA from Branchiostoma belcheri (Belcher's lancelet), 1928 nucleotides. Its product is annotated as protein tirA-like. The coding region runs from base 50 to 1531 and encodes 493 amino acids. The record is from RefSeq and is a predicted model, not a curated record. The transcript is spliced from 11 exons. Gene Ontology annotation, biological process: signal transduction. Gene Ontology annotation, molecular function: oxidoreductase activity. Lineage: Eukaryota; Metazoa; Chordata; Leptocardii; Amphioxiformes; Branchiostomatidae.
AAUGCCUCGCUUGUAGAGAUGACUGAGACCAUCACAUAACCACCACAAUAUGGGAUCAGGACCGAGUAGUCAGAAGUCCCAGCCACCAACCCUACUGCCAAUUCAGGUGGUGCACAACUUGGAGAAUGAGAGGUUCAAGAAUGGAAGUCUGGAGCCACUACAACCUCAAGCGGUGCAGAACACUGCGAAUGAGCAACUAGAAGAUGACACACAUACUAGAGGUCAGAAGGACUUGAAAAGGCUGGAAAGUUCGUCGGAGUUUGGGCAGGAUGUGAUGAUCAGCUACAGCCAUCAGGACAUGGACUUCAUGAGGAAAAUGAGAGGGUCUUUGGAGUCAGCUGGCAUCAGCGUGUGGGUGGAUGAACAGGGACUAGGAGCAGGGGUGGACUUCCUCAACAAGAUCGGUCAUGCCAUUGUGGAAGCAAAGGUUUUCCUCUCCUUGCUCAGUCCCAACUCCGUCACCUCUAAGUACUGUAAGGACGAGCUUGCCCUGGCAUACAUCUCCAACAAACCCAUCUUUCCUGUUGCCAUGGCAACAAGAGACGGACUGCGGAAGGGCAUGGACUUUGGGAUGCAGCUAACCCUGGCCCCCAUGGAGUGGGUAGACUUCUCUGACAGAGACAAGUUUGACGUCAGUUUUGCUGCCCUGACACAGAAAAUCAAGGCUGCAACCAACGAUGGAGAUGAGAGUAAAGUUGCUGAAGUUGGCAAACCCAAGCUUGAGCGGCAACCUACCAGGCAAAACCUGAACAAAAUGACACGGCUGAAUUCCAACCCACUGGACGACGAGUCAGACUUCUGGGAGAGAGCCUUCAAAGAUGCAAAGGACGUCCCAUGGUCAAAGUUCAAAGAAGCUUUUGACAAACAGUACGGCUCCCUGCUGGAUGGUAUGCAGAUCAGCAGUGAUGCGGAGAACAAGGACUGGCUCAUGACGGUGCUGAAGAGAGAAAUGAACGUAGAGAACAACGUUUUAACAAGGGAAAACUAUGAUGAGUUCCGGUUCAUGGGUGGAGUGAAGCUCCCGUUCUGGCAGCGUGUCCACGAGCAGGCCGUGGAGUCCUACACCAUGAGGGAGGUGUUCCAGAUGGAGUCUUCUGUCAGACUCUCAGCUAUUGAAGAUUUAGCUAAGUAUCGCAGUAAAGCCGUAGUGGAUGCCCUGUUGGACCUGCUACAGGACGAAGACCCUAACGUGAGGGCCGUGGCUGCAGUUACACUGGCCAAGUCAGGCAACGCUGAGGACCAACAGGUUAUCAACAGGUUACUUAAGACAUUACAAGACAAGGACAGACUUGUGAGGGAGAGUGGCUGCAUUGCCCUGGGUCACCUGAGGGUCAGGCAAGCUGUGCCACAGUUGGUGCAUCUUUGGAGGAACGACACCAUCUCUACGGUCCGCGAGGCAGCGUCCGUCUCCCUGGAGAAGAUCGGUGGAGAGGAGGCAGAGAAGGCCAUCCACAUGACCAAGGUGCUGAGUGAAGAGAUCAAACUACUCAUGACACAGAGCAUGCAGAAACAGGACAGGGACAAACGGUAGCAACAAGUGGACUGUGAGGGAAAAACAUUUCAAGACCUGUCAUAAAAGUUCAUCUGUUUCAUUUCUUUUUAUUUGUUUACCCAGGGUUACAUUUUGACAUUACAAUUUUCCCUGCAGAAACAGAACUGGGACAAACUCUAGCAACAAGUCACUCACUCACUAGCACCGAGUGAAAAGGGCAAAACAGUAAUCUCCAAGAGACCUCAUGUCUGUAACUCUCGUGGAUUCAGAAGUGAUUGGUCAUUAAUUAUCCUGAUGAUUGAGCAAAGAGAUGAAGCUACUCAUGAAACAAAGCAUGAAGAAACAGGACAGGGACAAACGGUAGACAGGGCAAAACAGUUAUCUGUGACCGUGUGUCUGUAACUCUUGUGGGUUUAUGUCGAAAGUGAUUGGUCAU